AUGUCGCCGCUGUCGUUAUCGUCGCUGGAAACGAAGGAUUUUCUGGCCAUUGGAAUGGCGGUCCUGCUCUCAGGCGUCCUUUACUCUACAAGAAAGCGCAAGUCGAGGUAUCCUCCUCCUCCUGGUCCUAAGAAGCUUCCUCUGGUUGGCAACUUGUUCGAUCUUCCAAAGGGCUUUGAAUGGGAAACCUACGCGCAGUGGAGUAGAGAAUUCAACCGACGAGAUAAACUUUUGCAAGGUUCGGGCGUGGUUCUCUUGGAGAUUCUGGGCAAAAGUAUCAUCGUGGUCAACUCUUUCGAUGCUGCUACAGAAUUGUUUGAUAAGCGGUCGACACUUUAUUCAAGCCGGCCUCAAUUUCCUAUGGUCAACGAGUUGAUGGGUUGGAAAUGGCUAAUAUCUGCCAUGGCUUACGGAGAACCAUGGAGAGAACGGCGGAAGCUCUUCCAAAAGCACUUUUCCUCCAACAACGCAUCCUUCUAUCAGCCCGUCCAAACCGAAUUCAUUCGGAAAAUUAAGGAAGAUCCUCUGCCACACCAUCUCGUUCUGCUCAAGUGGCUCAUGGACGUGUACAGCGCUGUGGGUGGCAUGUCAUUGUCGCUAGCGUACGGCAUCCCGAUCCAGCACCAGGACGAUCCGUAUAUCAACCUCGCUGAGAAGGCUGCUGCUUCUAUCAGUGAAGCCGCGAUUCCAGGCGCCUUCCUUGUCGACAUGAUGCCAUCGCUGCGGGGCGUCCUUGAGAUGAUUCCUGGCAGUACGUUCAAGCAGAAGGUCCAGUACUAUCACGACCUCCAAGAGACCUUCCACAACAAGCCGUACGAUGCGACUAUCAAAAACAUUGCGUCCGGAGUCGCAAAGCCAUCUUUUAUGUCCGCCUGUAUGGAGGAAAUCGAUGAAACAGGAAACGUUCCCCACCAGAAAGAGGUCAUCAAGGACACCGCGGGCAUCGUCUUCGCCGCCGCCGCCGACACAACGCUCUCGGGCAUCCACUCGCUCUUCGUCGCUAUGCUCCAUCAUCCCGAGGUUCAAGAAAAGGCUCAAGCAGAGCUAGACCGCGUUCUGGGCGGGCGCCUGCCCGAGUUCAGCGACGAGCCUGAUUUGCCGUACGUUUCUGCUGUGGUAAAAGAGUUGCUCCGAUGGCAUCCAGCAACGCCGAUCGCUGUGCCGCAUUAUGCUAGCGAGGACGAUGUGUGGGAGGGCUAUCAUAUCCAGAAAGGAUCCUUGGUCAUUGGCAAUGCAUGGGCAAUCUUGCAUGACGAAGAGGCCUAUCCAGAUCCAUCUGCAUUCAAGCCUGAGCGUUUCCUGGACAAAGAAGGCAAACUUGACGAAAACGUGCGCGAUCCUGCGGUGGCUGCGUUUGGUUUUGGACGGAGGAUGUGUCCAGGAAGCCACAUCGGCAUGUCUGUCAUCUGGCUGACAACAGCGACGAUACUUGCAACGCUCAAGAUUUCGCAGGCAGUAGAUGAGAACGGUAUGCCGAUUGAACAUAAGAUUGAGUAUCUGCCGGGUUUGAUUUGCCAUCCUGCACCAUUCAAGUGUACGAUUAAACCAAGGUCGGCAGUGGCAGAGGCUUUAAUUCAGUCCGUUGCAGAUUCAUAUUGA
This is a messenger RNA of Cyclocybe aegerita, 1599 nucleotides long. The record is from the annotation of a GenBank genome assembly. NCBI's taxonomy places the organism in Eukaryota, Fungi, Basidiomycota, Agaricomycetes, Agaricales, Hemipholiotaceae.